UGGACCAAUCAAGAGAGAGGAGGGCGGGCUCAGGAGGAGCACACAUGAGUUGUCAAACAGGUUUGUCUCUCUCUCUCUCAGACACAUUCAACCUCAGCAGGACAGCACAGUGUUGUUGUGUGUCCACUGGACUGAAAAGCAGACGAGGAUCAGGAGACCAGCGAAGCCUCUUGAAGGACGCCCAAAUGUCAGUUCAACUGAGAUGCUGAGUGGAGCUGAUCAUGAGAGGCAUGAACGCAGGGUAACUCUGUGCAGAAACGAAAGAGAAAGCUGUGAGCGCAAAGUGCACGACAACAGGUACGACUAGUUUUACAAAAAUGUCUCUGGGAACUUUUCAACGGCCCACAAGGCAAACGGCGACGACCUCUCUAGCUGCUACGCCGCCACGCCUGCGACCCAAAGGUCCAGUGGGGCCAGAUUUCUACCGGCAGUGCCCGACAGCGGCAGGGAGACCAAGACAGAGCGCGGUGGAGAGGCUGGAAGCAGACAAGGCGAAGUAUGUCAAGAGUCAGGUGGCUCUUUCUAAGCAGCAGCCGGUCAGACCUCCUGACAUGAGGAAGCCUCUGUUGAACCCCAGCACGGCUCUGCGGCCCAACAGGAAGACGCAGGCCCCGACGAAACCAAAAAAGGAGGGAGUCCAGCUCAACUUGGAGCAUCUGACGAAUCUGAUCAGCGGCGUGAACGAUGGGCCGCAACCCAGCACUCCUGUAAAGUCAGAGGACAGUAAAGUUCCCUCUCCUCGCCCCACACCUGCAGAGGCUCAACAGAAAAAGGAGAGGCCGUGUCCACCGCCUCGCCCCGACUGGUCCAGUCCAGCUAAAGUGAGAUUAAAAGCCUCCGGAUCCGCCAGUGUAGAGAGUUCAGGCUCGCCUGGGAGUCCAGCUGCAGGGACUGUACGCAGAGUGGACGUCAUCCCUCAGGCCAGCCCUGUGAGGACCUGCAGACCACCUCAGUACAUGCGGCAGCCCCUUCAGCCUCUACACUCCCAGUUUCCACUCCGCCCGACUGCUUCACACCUGCGUCUCUUUCACACCAGAACAACAACAGGUCCUUCUCCUGUGAAACCUGUCGCUGCUCCAUCGAAACCUGAAGACCCCCUGUCUCUUCCAGCUGGAACCUCCACCCCUGCCUCAGCUCUACCUCCACCCAACCUCCCUGUUUUCCCUCCUUCCUCUCCAGCAAUUACCCGUCUGUCAACCUCCAGCUCCAGGAAACGUCCCUCUCUGACCCGGUCUAAAUCUGACAUGAGUGACCGGUGCUCCCGAGCCGGGACAGAGAUGGAGCGCUUUUUCAACCUGUGUGGUUUGGACCCUGCAGAUCUGCAGGAGUGGACCGGAUCCAGCUCUGACAUUGUGUCCAUGGCCCGUUUCCGCAGUGUGAGCGCUCCGGGCUCUGAGUGUGCAGGCUCACAGGGACAGGGUGAAGAUGCCGAGGAGGAGGAGGAGGCCGGCAAUGCUGCUGAACGAGUUCCUUACGGAGUUUCUGUCAUUGAGAGGAACGCACGGGUGAUCAAAUGGCUGUACGGACUCCGAAAUGCCAAGGACAAUACGAGUAAGAGCACCAAUUUAUAGGACGGUCGAAAAAUAAGCUUCAAAACUAAAGAAACAAUUUCAAUGUGUCAAAAUUUCCAAACACAUGAAGAGACGGGAUGCGAUGAUUAAACUGAUGUGACGACGCAGUGAUGGAUGCGGUCUGUCACUUCCAUUUGAUUUGUUUUGAUUUUUUUUGUUUUCCAAAAUUAAAAAUUUAAUGAAACUCUUUGUUAUUGAAAAAGAGAAACAGACAUUGUUACUGUGAUGAAUACAUUUUUAUUUUUACUUUUCCAUUUUUUUUGUGAAUAUUUGUCUCACAACUCGGAUGUCAAAGUAUCAUCUCAGGCUGUAAAUGGACGCCAUUAAAGAUUGAAUGAUGAAAGCA
This is a messenger RNA of Larimichthys crocea (large yellow croaker), 1917 nucleotides long. It is a transcript of the gene fam110a, whose product is annotated as family with sequence similarity 110 member A. NCBI's taxonomy places the organism in Eukaryota, Metazoa, Chordata, Actinopteri, Sciaenidae. The transcript has 2 exons. The coding region runs from base 318 to 1571 and encodes 417 amino acids. The record is from RefSeq and is a predicted model, not a curated record.